CCCGGCCAAAGAGCGACAUCCGAUGGCGGUGACCGUCACUCUGGAGAUGCUGAGAGCAAGGUAAAGCUAUAUAAACAAUGCAGGGAGCUGACAAAGAAUAAAGAAGAACGUGUAUAAGAUGUAAACGAAUCCGCCUAUUGGACAAGCUUACACUGGACUGACACAUAUGGCGGGAGAAGAGCCUUUCAGCGGGACGAGGGGAGCUUCACAUCGCCUGACGUACCUGUGAGGGGGUCCUGAACAUCGGAUGAAGUGGCGAGGGAGAAUGCGCCGUGAGGCUGUCAUGUAAGUCGUCUCCUCUGGGGCCAGCUCUCGGCGUACUCCGCUUUCUGCCUCAGGUAGAAGCGUUCAGUCUUCCUGCUGCCGAGGCGCCGGGCAGCACACGCUCCUCUACGAGAAGGCGACACUGGUCUGUCACAGAACAGAAAUGGAGAAGAGUUGCUCCGAGUGCUCAGAGACAACACUAGCACGGAGCUUGUGCACACUUUGCAACAAGUGGUUGUGUUACCAAUGCACAGAUGUCCACCAGCACCCAAGGGCACCAGUGAUGUCGCAGUACACAGACCUACUUGACCAGCGGCCAGAGCUGCAGCAGAGAGGCUCGGGCUCCAUUCCUACAACUGGGCCAGGUGCAGGGUCGUAUCCUUGUUCCCUCCUCAUGUGCCACUCUCAUAGACAGCAGCCCCUGGAGCUGUUUUGUGAGUCAUGUGACCUCCUGUGCUGCAGCAGCUGUCACCUGUCCUCACACAAAACCCACAGGGUGGUGCAGAUUGGGAAGGCUCUCCAGGAUCAGCGGUGGUUGUUUGAAAGCCUGAUGGUACAGGUAGAAGAGAGGAGGUCUGCAGUGGAAAACAACGCAAAGCAGAUAGAAGACAGGGUUCAUGGUGUCAAGAUUGCACACAGGAAGGCCGAAAACCAGAUUAAAAUGGCAAAGAUGAUCAUGAUGAAUGAGCUUAACAAACGAGCUAACCUAUUAAUAGAGCAACUAGAGAAAAUCUCUGAGGACUUUCAGCAGCGUCUGGAGGACCAGCUGCAGGGGGCGAUAGAGACAUGUGGCCAGCUGGACCAUGUGCAGAAAUUCAUCAAUUGGGCUACAACCCACCAUUGUCGGGGCCCAGUGCUCUUCAGCAGUAGAAUGAUUUCUCUGCAAAUCCAACAGCUGCUUGACUCCUCACUGCAGCCUGAUACUUGGAGUCCUGUCAAAAUCAAGUUCAACUGGGAUGCAAGCUACUGGACAAAGCAAAUGUCUUCAUUAGGCCAACUGACUGUAGAGGGUGGAAGCUGUCCCUACCCUCAGGGCCUGGCCUGCUCCACUGUUCUCAGGCCCCAGCCUAUCACAUGCUUGGCUCUGCCACCCGUGUGCCACAGAGGACGAGAGUCAGCCUGCGGGUACCAGAUGUGCUGUGAGCCCCAGGUGUGUUGCCUGCAUGGCAUCACUUCUCAGUCAGAUCUGGACAAGAGCCAGCUAGGACCUCCACUCUACAAUUCAAGCUAUGUUCCGUCUGCCGCUGUCCCUACUUCUCGGGUGCCGAGUCAGCAGUUGCAGAGAUGCUGGGACUCAAACGACUCCUCUGCUUUGCAAACAUCUUCACAAUGCCCUUCACCUUCACUUGUCCCCAUCAUGGGACCCAUCCAGAUGAAUUGUGGUCAUGCACCACAAGUAAGUGCAUCCCAGUCGCUGCCUGAAUCUCAUCUCUAUCACCAUCACCAGAGAGAGUCUCUUCCAGUCAGCCUUGGUCAGAUGAGUGCAGACCACCAGAGGUCACGCCAGAGCCAAAUGCACGACACGUGUCCUCACAAGUUGCAGGAGGCGCUCGGUGAUACAGCCGUUGACCAAGACGUCACGUCUGAGGAGAGCUGGGAGGAGCGAUGCAGAGCGGAGGAGAGUUGUGAACAAAGAGCCGUUGCUGAACAUGAAGAGACGCAGCCCGACAGAAGCCAGCCAAGUCCUGUCCAACAACAACAGAACUUCCAGGAUGCUCCAGAAGCAGAGAAGAGAAAAGAGCAGCAAAGGACGAGUCCUGCACAGACACUACAAGGUCAAACAAAUACCCGGAGAUCCACAUCCCUGGAGGUGUCUGUGACAUCCAACAAUUGCGGCUCUGAUGUACAGCUGUGCAGGCUCAGACCGAGUUCAGUGUGCGCUGGUGGGAAGCAGCGUUCCCAGAGCAUCCCUGCAGAGCUAACAUCAUCACCAAGUGGUUCCUAUUCUGAAAGGCCAACAGGAUCUACUCACAGCUGUGAAGCUGAAGUUGCAAAUACGUAUGCCAGUGUAGACCCCAAGCAGAGAAGAGCUUCAGAUGGUGUGCUUUGUGUUGUCAAGGAAACGUCAGCUGACAUCGUUAUUACCAGGAGCCGUCGGUUUCCGUCACUGUCCUAUAAAACAGAGCCAGAUCCUUCUUGCGUAAAUGAUGAGGCUCGUUAUGAUGCCAAGGAAAAGUGCAGUGUUUCAAGAAACAAUCACAACAGCUGCAGAGAUGCUGAAAGAGACUCUGGAAGAGCCAGAGUUCCAGUAGUUUGCCUUGAGCGCCUGAAAGUUCUGAUCUCUCAACUUCCUCCACAUGGAAGACGGCAGAGCGACCCUUUGCCCGCAAGCACGACGGAGAAGAGUGAAACUUUGCCGCAUGUACCACAAAAGGGGGUGUCUAGAAGCCCUGAGACCACAAAGACCCAGUCAGUAGCAGUGUCGCUGUAUACACACAAACAUGACUUGCUCACAGCUGACAGCGAGUGGGAUCCUUGUACACGGGCUAGCUCUCCUAAAGCAUCCACGCUGACAUCUGCUGACCCUCAGCGCAGUCACUCUACAGUUGAUGUUGACUCUGACUCUGAUCCCAGGUCAGUCUCAGAAGAAGCUGUUGUCUUUCAAAUAGACUCGCAACUCGACUCGGAUACAUCACCAGAGUUUUCAUCUGAGGCUGAAGUGGACGGUCCAGGCAAGGAGGAUCAAGCGCUGAAAUGCCGCAAAGGAACUGGCUUUGUGGAGGAAUCUGAGCCUAGUCUUGAAUGUGAUGUAGACCCAGAAUCAGCUUUCGAAGCUGGAUCAGAUGGGCUAAGAGGACUGGAUGUUGAUGCAGAGUCAGGUGCUGCAGACACAGAGUCAGAUGCCCAACCAGACUUUGACCCCAUAGUCCAGGCAGAAACAGAUUCAGAUCUUAUGUCUGAUCAGCAUCUGGACUCUCAGGGCUCUGUGGAGUCUGAACUUGACAUAGAAUCAGAGCACGAACAAACAACUGAUGACCCGCAACCUCUCCGCUCUGACUUAGAGGAAGAGUCCCCAAUUGGACCUGGUCAGAGGCCACUUCUGAUCGCAAACCCAAGGAGCGCAGAAGACGUUGAGGAGGACAACAUAGAAAUUGAGAGCGAGGACUUCUGUGCCGUGUGUCUGAUUGGCGGAGAGCUUUUAUGCUGUGAUCGUUGUCCAAAGGUGUUCCAUCUGUCAUGUCACAUCCCGCCUCUUAUGCGGUUCCCUGUAGGUGACUGGCUGUGCAGCCUGUGUAGAGAUGUUGUCCAGCCACUGGUCGAGUAUGACUGUGAGAGCAGAAGAACAUCAGGGGAGCACACAUCAAUUCAUGGCUUAUCUGCGUGUGAUCAGAGAAAAUGUGAGCGACUAACCCUCCUGAUCCUCAGCAACAUGCUGAGCGCUCCUUUCCAUGAGCCCGUCAGUCCACUUGCUCGUCAUUACUAUCAGAUCAUCAAGAAACCCAUUGACCUGUCUGUGAUCCGAGCCAAGCUCAACAAGAGGAGCACACAACAGUACAACUCACCUGACCAGUUUGUGGCUGACAUCUAUCUCAUGUUCAACAACUGUGCCAAGUUCAACUAUCCUGAUUCAGAGGUGGCGCAAGCAGGCCGCAGCCUGGAGGUCUUUUUCGCCACCAAGCUGAAAGAAGUUUUCCCAGGAAGAGUAUUCCCAUCACUUGAGAUGGACAGUGAUAGUGAUGAGUAUGACGAGGCGUACCGAGCAGCAGAUGGUGGAUUCCCCUGGCCAGAGAGGAAGGAGCAGUGCCACAGGAAGAGGAAGAGAAGACAGUCGCUUAAAUCAAGAAGAAAUCACUUCUAACUUGUUUUUUUUUUUUUUGAGGAAUGUUUGUGUUUUGGGGGCGGCACGGUGGGCGAGUGGUUAGCGCGCAGACCUCACAGCUAGGAGACCAGGGUUCAAUUCCACCCUCGGCCAUCUCUGUGUGGAGUUUGCAUGUUCUCCCCGUGCAUGCAUCCGUGCAUGGGUUUUCUCCGGGUACUCCGGUUUCCUCCCACAUUCCAAAAACAUGCUAGGUUAAUUGGUGACUCCAAAUUGUCCAUAGGUAUGAAUGUGAGUGUGAAUGGUUGUUUGUCUAUAUGUGCCCUGGGAUUGGCUGGCGACCAGUCCAGGGUGUACCCCGCCUCUCGCCCCAAGACAGCUGGGAUAGGCUCCAGCACCUCGUGAGGAAAAAGCGGUAAAAAAAUGAAUGAAUAAAUCAAUGUUUGUGUUUUUAUUAGGCUGUGCUGCCUCAAUCCCAGGGUUUGCGACAGUACCUGUGAAAGGAUUGCAUGUUCUCCCUGUGCUUGCAUGGGUUCUCCCCGCGUAUUCUGGCUUUUUUCCCCAUUUUUGUGUGGAUAACUGAAGGCUAUAAGUGUGAAUGAUUUGUCUAUCGCUAUGUGUCAUCUCUGUCAUGUGACUGGUGAUCAGUAGGCUGUCGCUGACCGUAAUGCCCCUUUUCCACUGCAUGGUACCCACUCAGACCACCAAGGUUCUACUCACAAUUGUAGCGUUUCUACAACUUCCAGUUAACAGUAGGUACUGUUCUUAAUGUUCUAUAUACCAUAAUUUCCGGACUAUAGAGCGCACCUGAUUAUAAGCCUCACCCACUACAUUUUUAGAGGAAAACCGAUUUUGUACAUACACAAGCCGCACCUGUAUAUAAGCCUCAUGUGCCCACAUUAAAACAUGUAAACAUAUUUACAAAGUUAGACAGUACACAGAGAGAGUUUUCAACGUUUUAAUAAUAUAACUUAACAAUAAUAAUAAUAUAACUUUCUUCACAAACAGUGCCUGUGACGCGGCAGUAAAACGGUAGCAACAUGCUAACAACACGCUAGCAACACAAUAGCAACACAGUAUAACAGGUCUGGUAAAACAGGUCUGGUAAAAGAACAUACUGGUAAAAAUCACUUUAAGCCGUCUUCAUCUUCCCCUGAAAGCUGCGUCAUAUGCCUUUUUUUUGCAUUUUCCAUGAUGAGGGUAUGUUCACGCUAAUUUCAUUUAUGCACAAGACAAGAAGUUGCAGUCUUCCUCGACGCAUAUAUUCCACCGGUCUUAAUCUUAGCUUUUCUACUCAAGAGCCCCUGGCGGCCGUUAGAAGAAUUACAUGAAUUGGACGCAUCACUGAAAAAGCCGCAGAGUUGAAAGUUUUGGGAAAAAAGUAGUGGCUUAUAGUCCGGAAUUUACGGUAGUAGGUGCUCCAGGCAUGUAAGUCCAACUAUUUGGGUGAAGUAAACUACUGCUGGUCAAUCAUUGGUCAAACUGACUUGUCAAUGACACAUCACUUUAGGAUGCAUGGCUAGAAAUGACAUAAAUACACAUAUUCGUUCACCCUGUUGUUGUGCCUUAGAGUUUUGACGCUGCAGGAUUAUACUCCGUAGUCUCCACUUUGUUGCAGUGGCCCAUCUUGCUGCCCUCAAGCCCAAUUCACAUCAGACGCGUAACGUCGCGAGCAUGGCGAUCAAUAUCAACAACUUUAGAUAUUGACGCUAAUUUAAUCAAGUACACAUAAUCAUGUGUACUUUUGUUUCGUGAGCACAUGUACACAAUGAAUUGAAGUACAGAAACGUGUACUUAGACAAUAUAGUUAAAUACAGCUGUAUUCCAAAAAUGAGCAAAGAAGCGACAUCAAGACUUAACGCACUUGAUGUGAAUUUGGGGUCAGUUUCCUCUUUGUCACAUUCAUAUCUAUGUUGUCGUUAGUCUCUUUUCUUGAUGUGUUUAAUGCAAAUACAGUAAAUACAGUAAACAUAACAUCAACACAAGGUUGUGGUCUGCAAUAAAAUCAUAUUACUGUCAUCUGAUGGCAGGGAAUUUAAUAGCAUCUAAACUGACGUGGAACACUUACGAAAAAAUAGGCAACAAGCAGGAAAUUGAGUUAGCGUUUUACGUCAUGUAUUAUAAAGCACAAUUGUAACUACUACAAAUUUUAUUUUGCCCCUCGAUGCACUAAGAAUCUCUUGCCUCCAUCUACCUGGUGUGAUACUUUGAGGUUUGCUUUUAUGUACAAGAAUGCUGCAGUUGUAUGUUUGCAAAAAUGUGUCUUCAGAGUGAACAGCUUCUCUUACAUUCAUGACAGCACUUUGAUAUAUCGCAUUUACUGCCUGAAGAAAUGCCCGCCAUGAUAUAAGUGUACUUGUAAAGCCGUAGACAAAAUUGUCUUAUUCAGAUUGACAACAGUAAUUGUUUUAAUAGUUGCUAAAUUAUUGUAAGCAAUUGUCAAUAAUGUUUUUGGUGGUGUUUUGUAUAUAGACGUCAGUCUUCUGUUGACCGGAACACAGUUGAUAAUAUGUUAUGUUACAUACUAUACCCUGUGGUAUAUAAAGAGUGCACAAAUUCUAUACAGUAUACAUAUUACAGUAUAUUUACUCAUAUGCUGGCCUCCAUUUUAAUCAAUGGCAUAGUUACGUUAUGGACCCAAAUAAAAGACAUGCCUGCCUAUAAUAUGACCAAUAGAUGGUUAUAUUUGUGGUAAAUCAUUUUGUAAUAUAUCAUUAUUUAAUAUUCUAAAAUGUAUUGUGCAAAUAAACAGCCUCCACAAUUAAGACUGGGUCCUCUUUGUAAUUGAAUACAAAAAUAAUAUAUUCCUAGCCAUUAUAUGAGGAAAUAUUAGCUUGUUAAAUAAAAUGUAUAUAUUUAGUAUCACAUGAGGAUUUUAUUAGUGAUGCAUUUAAACAUUGCAGGCAAGUUGUUGUCUUCCGUAUUAAAAUGUUUUGGGUUCUUCAGUAUUGCAUUAAAAAAUGCCCAGUGUCAAGUAUCUCAGGCUUAGGAUAAGUUACUGAUAUUCUUUAACACUAAUUGUGUAUGUCACUCUCAUUUCCAUGCAUUUCCACAUUUUUCAUAAGGCAUUAGUAAUUGGAGUGCAUUUAUUUUUGUGUUAACUUGCUUCCUUCUGCUUAUAAUAUAUGCAGCUUUACACUAUUGCACAAUAUUGCCAGUGUGUUCUAUCAUUAUUAGUAGCCUACUGUAUAUACAUCUGAAAUUAACAUGUUUACUCUUGUAUGAAGACAUAGUCUAACCUAUGACAAUAAUAAUGUUUAGGCCGAGUUACCAUCACCAGGAUUGGAUGUUUAUUUUUAUCUUUUUUUUUUUUUUAAAGUGAGCCGUAAAUGCACAUACUAAUAAAAAAAAAGAAUUAAUGUCAGCUGGAGCAUUCUUUAAGAUCACUUAAUGUCUCCUAUAGGCUCCACAGCAGGGGUGCUCACACUUUUUCAGCAUGCGAGCUACUUUUAAAAUGACCGAGUCAAAAUGAUCUACCCACUACAAAAAUGCAAAACAUCUAUUUAUUUUCAAAUGUAUUGAGGAUUAUUUGUACGUACAAUGUAUGUUGAUGUACCUUACAUAACCAAAUGAGCCAAUAUUGCAAAACACACAUAAUUAACUAUUAAAAUUUUUUGUAAUUA
This is a messenger RNA of Doryrhamphus excisus (bluestripe pipefish), 7644 nucleotides long. It is a transcript of the gene trim66, whose product is annotated as tripartite motif containing 66. Gene Ontology annotation, cellular component: chromatin. Lineage: Eukaryota; Metazoa; Chordata; Actinopteri; Syngnathiformes; Syngnathidae. Gene Ontology annotation, molecular function: protein binding; zinc ion binding. The record is from RefSeq and is a predicted model, not a curated record.